This is a messenger RNA of Spodoptera littoralis (African cotton leafworm), 1245 nucleotides long. The record is from the annotation of a GenBank genome assembly. Lineage: Eukaryota; Metazoa; Arthropoda; Insecta; Lepidoptera; Noctuidae.
AUGUUGAAAGCCGUAAUUCUAAUUGGAGGGCCGCAAAAAGGAACUCGUUUCCGUCCCCUCUCUCUAGACACCCCAAAGCCCCUGUUCCCAAUAGCAGGCUUCCCUCUGAUCCAGCAUCAUAUAGAAGCAUGUGUGAAGUUGGAGGAAUGCAAGGAGAUCCUAAUCAUUGGGUCAUACACGACCAACACUAUGGCACAGUUUGUCAAUGACAUGCAGAAGGAAUAUCAUGUUAUUAUCAGAUACCUUCAAGAGUUCACUCCACUGGGCACUGGUGGAGGUCUAUACCACUUCAGAGAUCAGGUCAGAGCGGGCAACCCGUCAGCAUUCUUUCUACUCAAUGGGGAUGUUUGUGCUGACUUCCCGCUUAAAGAGUUGUGGCAUUUCCAUGCAGAAAAGGCGAAUGCUCUGGUCACAAUAAUGGGUACAGAAGCGACUCGUCAGCAGUCAGUCCACUACGGCUGCAUGGUGAGAGAAGGAUCUACGAAGUCAGUGACCCAUUAUGUAGAGAAACCAAACAGCUACGUGUCCACUCUCAUAAACUGCGGAGUGUAUGUGUGUUCACUGCAAGUCUUCCACACUAUGGCUGACUCAUUUCAGAAGAAACAGGAUGGGUUUUACAGUGGUAAUGGUCAAACUAGUCCUCAUCCUGGAUACAUGUCUUUUGAGCAAGAUGUGUUGAUGCAGCUGGCUGGGACCAACAAGUUGUAUGCUAUGCAGGUAACAAAUUGGUGGUCUCAAGUGAAAACUGCAGGAUCAGCGAUAUACGCCAACCGUCACUAUCUGGAGCUCCACCGGGAUCGAGUUUCCAAAGACAAACCCUGCACCAUACUGCCUGAUGUCUUCGUACAUCCCACCGCUGUUGUCGACUCUACUGCUGUGAUUGGCCCGAACGUGUCGAUCGGCGCAGGAGUGACAAUCAAGGCAGGCGUGAGAAUCAAGGAGUCGAUUGUACUGAACAACGCGACGAUUCAUGAACAUGCGCUUGUUAUGUACUCUGUCGUCGGCCAAGAAGCGUCAGUAGGAGAAUGGUCCAGGGUGGAAGGUACACCUUCAGAUCCGGACCCGAACAAACCAUUCGCAAAGAUGGACAACACACCGCUUUUCAACACCGAUGGGAGGUUGAACCCAUCUAUUACUAUUUUGGGUGCAGGAGUAGUGGUCCCAGCGGAAACAAUCCUCCUAAACUCAAUAGUGUUGCCACAUAAACAUCUAACAAGGAGUUUCAAACACGAAAUUAUUUUAUAG